GGGGAUAUUUGUGCAACGUAUAACUCAAAAACCUACCAGGAUCUCAUUGAUUUGCUACACAAAGCUCAGAAAUGUGGGCCUACGAGUUUAUUUUGAGAACACCGAGUUCUCCUUGAACGAGUCCAGACCUGACCUUUAAUUCAGCCAGCUCCUCCGCCAUGUAUCCAGUGUCGGCGCAACACAACAGCGGCAGCCUUAGCUUCCACAUCCUCGGUGCCCUUCUCUGUCCGCUGCGCCUCUCGCGAGUUUAUGUCCCCUGCCAUGCCCCGGGCCACCUCACUGCUGCCCGCCCUGCUGUGCGUUCUCCUGCCUGGACCGAGCCGGGGGUAUUUCCCCGAGGAGCGCUGGAGCCCCGAGUCUCCGCUCCUCGCCCCCCGGGUCGUCGUCGCGCUGGUCUGCCGCAACUCGGCGCACUCACUGCCGCUGUUCCUCGGAGCUCUGGAGCGCCUCAACUACCCGAAGGAACGCAUUGCGCUGUGGGUGGCGACUGAUCACAACACAGAUAACACCACAGCCAUCCUCAGAGACUGGCUUGUGAAGGUGCAGAAUGACUAUCACUAUGUGGAGUGGAGACCUGAUGAUGAAACCAGUGCCUUUGAAGACGAGGUGGGGCCUAAGCACUGGAAUAAUCUGCGUUACGAACACGUAAUGAAGCUCCGUCAGGCCGCGCUGGAGACCGCCCGUGAAAUCUGGGCCGACUACCUGCUGGUGGCUGACUGUGACAACCUGCUCACCAACACGGACAUGUUAUGGAAGCUGAUGAGUGAGAACAAGACCAUUGUAGCGCCCAUGCUGGAGUCCAGAGCUGCAUACUCCAACUUCUGGUGCGGCAUGACUUCACAGGGCUACUACAAGCGUACUCCAGCCUACAUACCUAUCCGUAAGCAGGAGCGUCGUGGCUGUUUCGCCGUGCCGAUGGUUCACUCCACCUACCUGCUGGACCUGCAGAAAGAGGCCUCCCGGCAGCUGGCCUUUUAUCCCCCACACCCCGAGUACAACUGGGCCCUGGAUGAUGUCAUCGUCUUGGCCUACUCUGCUCGCAUGGCAGAUGUGCAGAUGUAUGUCUGCAACAAAGAGGCUUAUGGCUAUUUCCCAGUGCCGAUGCAUUCCCAUGGCACCCUGCAGGAUGAGGAGGAGAGCUUCUUGCAUACUCAGCUGGAGGUCAUGGUGAAAAACCCUCCCUUGGAGCCCUCCAGCUUCCUGUCUCUUCCUCCCAAGCAGCCUAACAAGAUGGGCUUUGAUGAGGUGUUCAUGAUCAAUCUGGUGAGGAGAUCUGACCGUCGCGAGCGAAUGCUAAGAACUCUGCACGAGCAGGAGAUCAGCUGUAAGGUUGUUGCCGCUGUGGACGGCAAAGUGCUGAACAAGACUGAUAUAGAGUCCAUGAAGAUUAAGAUGCUGCCGGGUUACAAAGACCCUUAUAAUGGUCGGCCCCUCACCAAGGGGGAACUCGGUUGUUUUCUCUCUCAUUAUAACAUCUGGAAGGAGAUCGUAGAUCGUGGUCUGCACACCUCCCUGGUCAUCGAGGACGACCUCCGCUUCGAGGUGUUCUUCAAGCGACGCCUCCAGACGCUGCUGCAGGAGCUGGCGACCUAUAAACUGGACUGGGAUCUCAUUUACAUUGGGCGGAAGCGGAUGCAGAUUGACCACCAAGAGAAGCCUGUACCAAACAUCCACAACCUGGUGGAGGCCGACUACUCCUACUGGACCCUCGGCUACCUGCUGUCCCUAAAGGGGGCCCAGAAGCUCCUCCUGGCCGAACCUCUGAACAAUCUGCUUCCUGUCGAUGAGUUCCUCCCUGUCAUGUAUGACAAACAUCCAGUGUCAGAGUACAUGGAGCGCUUUGAGAGCCGGGACCUGCGUGCAUUUUCCGCAGAGCCGCUUCUGGUGUAUCCAACGCAUUACACAGGAGAAAUGGGUUACAUCAGCGACACGGAAACAUCGGUGGUCUGGGACAACGAGACAGUCAGAACCGACUGGGACCGAGCCAGGUCGAGAAAAACUCAGGAGCAGGGGGAACUGAGCUCUGAGGCCCAAAACUCUGACGUACUGCAGUCUGAACUGGAAAACUGGAGCGCAAGGGACGAGCUGUGAGGAAGAGGAGGAGAGAAAACUCUGGCAAACAGAGAUAAGGAUGAGGGAAAUAGAACAAAGCUGUGAUCACUGGGGAAAUGGAUGAAAUGGAGAGAAUAUAACAAAAUAGAGAGGGGAAGGGGGAAAGGCAGAGUAGUCGAGCUCAGGGUGGGUGUGACAUAUGCUUUUCCCCAUAUAUUCCUCUCUCCAAUCUUUCUCCUAAGAAUUGUGAUGUAGUUGAAGAGUUAACUCUCGACGGGAAGCUUUUGUUUUAUUUAUUGCAUCCAACGCAUAUCCUUUAACCACAACCUGGUCCAAUGAUAGUUCCAUGUUUUGAAUAUAAAGUCCUACAGAGAAAAUAAAAGAAUACAUUGGAAUAAAUACAGUAUUAAACCCAACUCUUGAUAGCUCUAUAUGACUUCAAGUCACAUCAACUGCUGAAAGUAAAUGUGAAAGCUUUGGGUUUUAAAAAAAGAGCCUCUAAAAUACGAAAAAGUGAUUUUUAUCUGAUUUUAUACUAGGUUUUCAAGGCAGGAAACUGAAUCACUAAAAUGUUGCCUUUUCUAAACGGUGUAAUACUGUAAGUGGUUGAAAAGAAGCAAUGUUUAUUUGCAAUCGAUUAUCACCAGUUGUAUAUUUCUACUGGCUGUGAUAAAGUGUCCCCAAAGAGCCGGGAACCACGGCAUGUCUUCUUCUUCUACGUCUUGUGACUCCUAACACCCUGCUCUUCUUCAGUUUAGCUCGAGUGUUAUUUAAAUACGUUUUCUAAGUUUGCUACUUGUAUAUCUAUCAGUGUUUUCCUUUAUGUGCUAUCAAUCCUUUUCACACUUUGCCAGUAAGCUUUCAUGUUUCAUUGUUUUCCCGUCAGUUCAAACUUUUAGCUUUUGUAUCUUUUUGUUUGCAGACGAUCAGAAGAACAAAUGAAUAUAGAUCUUUAGUAACUUUUCUUGUUUGUGUGCUCCUCUAUGGUUUCACAGUGUGUCUUUUUUAACAAAAGAGUGAAUAAAGACUUUUUUUAAUGAU
Gymnodraco acuticeps is the source of this 3093-nucleotide messenger RNA. RefSeq names its product procollagen galactosyltransferase 1-like. The record is from RefSeq and is a predicted model, not a curated record. NCBI's taxonomy places the organism in Eukaryota, Metazoa, Chordata, Actinopteri, Perciformes, Bathydraconidae. Gene Ontology annotation, molecular function: procollagen galactosyltransferase activity.